AUGCAAUUCUCACCCAAAAAGGCAACUGCUGAAUUAAGGGAUUGGAGAUACCCGGUCAAAUCUCCGCUUCCCGUUGGAUACUUUGACCGAAGACAGGCUACACGCAGUGUGGAAGAACUCCCGAUCUCCUCUUCCCAUCGGUCGUCGUCCGCACAGGCUGCGACCCGAACAGACGAAUUCGGUCCCCACGAGCUCAUUCGCGACUCACCAUUGGGUGCUCAAACGGAUGACUCUAAUUUGUCCAAGCGCGUGCUCAGGUACGAUGUGCAGCACGCUCAACGCUUGCAGCCUAUGCGCAGCGCACCCGCGAUGAGGGUCGACAUCCCGUUGGCCGUUACGCGCAAGGAGCGAGCCAAGACGGAUCCAGUCGCCGGAUCCAGAGCCCUUCGAGAGAUCAUCGACAUUUUCGACGCGCACUUUGCGCAGGUGAAUGAAGAUGCUCGAUCUCGGCCUGCGCAAGGCAAGAGGUCAAAGACGAACCGCGCCAAGAGCCUGGAGCUGAAGCUGAGCAGGGUAGGUGCAACGAGCACAUGGCGCAAUGCCGACGAAUCGCCUUCUCCACGAGGCGCUGUUCAACGCGCUCCAAACGAGAUCAUGCCAGUCGCUCUCACUGGCUCAAUGGUACACGAGUCGAAAGCAACCGCAACACCGCACGCCGGCAAAGACAGGAGCUUGAUUCCGGUUAGAAACUUCUGCCAUCCUAUCCGUGAGCGCACUUCGCUGGAAGAUGCAAUCUGCGCACCUACUAAGCCCGGAUCAAGCACGCCGGACCAACGUCGUGCACGCAUGCCACCGUCAGCACCUUCUUCGCCGGUCCAAGACUUAUCCUAUCCGCCCGCCCCAGAAACGUCGCUUGAGGAACAGCGACAGCACAGCAAAGCGCCAGCACGGAAUACCCCAUCUCCCGCUAGCAAGAUGUGGCGAAAGAUGAAUCCCCUCACAGCAUUCGUGCAGCUGCCGUCGCCGCCGCCGCCGGUCCCGAAUAAACAAUCAGAGAAGACGUCACCCUUUGCCAGCGUCGAAAUCCUCGAGCUUCCCCAGACAUUACCUUCCUACCCCCGCAAGAGAUCCUUGACCCUCAGCACUCUCGUCUCGUCUUCGGUCGCUCCUGCCUUGCGGACGACAAGCCCGUCUGCCUCUGCUCAGAAUCAAAAACGGUCGGCUCGAGCGGUGCAUCACGAGGCUCGUGCUCAGCUACUCAGCAUUGCCUAA
Molecule: messenger RNA, 1212 nt
Organism: Ceraceosorus bombacis
Lineage: Eukaryota; Fungi; Basidiomycota; Exobasidiomycetes; Ceraceosorales; Ceraceosoraceae
Source: the annotation of a GenBank genome assembly